CCCCCCGGCCGGAUUCCCCCAGCAGUGCUCCAAUGCGUCCUGAUCCCCCUGGCACCGGGCCCCCGAUCCCCCCCAGGUACCCCGAUCCCAUCCCUCGACCCCAGGCAGUGCCCGCAUGUCCUGAUCCCCCUCGGCCUGACCCCCCUGGGCAGUGCCCCAAUGUACCCCGAUGCCCCUGGCCCUGGGCACCUCAAUCCCCCCGGGCAGUGCCCGAAUGCACCCUGAUCCCCCCAGCCUUGGCCACCCUAUUUCCCCCGGCCCCAAUCCCCCUGGGCACCCUGAUCCUCCUGGCCCGAUGCCCCCCAUGCGCUGGCCUCCUGCCCCCCGAUCCCUGGUGCACUGACUCCAUACUCACUCCCGCCCCGUUGAGCAUGCCAUGGUCCUAUAUACAUCAGCCCCUGAGCCCCAUGGACUCAACCCCAAUCGCCCAACUCCUACAACCCACAGCACCGAGACUCCUUACCUCAAUUCCCUGCCAGGGCACUGAGACCCCCUGGACCCCUGCCCCCAAUUCCCUGCUGAUGCACCGGGCCCCUGCACUGAUGGUUCCCUCUCCUGGGCUCCCUAGCCGGCAGCCAAUCCCCGCAUUGGGCUCCCGUGCCCCCUGGGGAUCUGGAGGGCAUGGGGCUUCCUGCACCAGCAGGAGAAGAACCCGGGAGAUUGGCUAUGCUGGGGCUGGGAGCCAGGACUCCUGGGUUCUAUGCCAGCUCCGGGAUGGAAGGAGGGUGCGGUGGGGUGGGCAGGGCCCUUGACUGCAACCAUGCCAGGUGAGUCCCAAGUUCACCAGCAGAGCUGCUUCCUGGGUCCCCACCCAGCCUGCACAGGAAUGUGACACCUGGCUCCCCUGGGAGUCCAGCUGACGUCAGUUCCCCCUCCAUCUGCUGAGCUGAGCACAAAAUCACCCCUAAGGUGCCAUUGGGAUCCAGGAGGCCUGGCUCCUAUCCAGCCCCCCCCAGCUCUGCCCCACCAGACCCCACUGCCCUCCCAGAGCCAGGAAUGGAACCCAGGAGUCCUGGCUCCCAGCCCCUGGGGAAUGGGAUGUGGGUGGGGCAUCCCUGGUAUUAGGAGACGAGUUUGGGCAGUUAGAUCCUGUCACCCCGCACCCCACCUAAUGGUUGGUGGCAGAGGAAUGCGUUGGGGACGCCCCAGAUCAGCUACGGUUAAUAGCUUUCUGCGACUCCUGGGUUCCAUCUUUGCGAGGAGAGGGGAGUCUAGUGGGUUAGAGCAGGGGGCGCUGGGAGCCAGGACUCCUGGGUUCUCUCCCCAGCAGGGUCCCUCUGUUCUGCAUCCCCUGGUGAGCUCACCCCUGGCCUUCAGGGACCUUGAUCUAGAGCCUAUGGGGCCGGGUGGGCUGUUGGCUGGGGCAGGAGUGACAGUGAAUCCUUGUCCAGCUGUGACCUUCUCUGCCUCCUCCAGCGUCCCCACGGCCCCUCCCUUCCUGGUGCCUGAGACAUCUCCUGGGAUUAGCUGGGAUCAGCUCAGCUCAGCUCAGGGGGCAGAUUCACCUGAAGAGGCAGAGGCAGCCGGAUGGUUUAGAGGCAUCCCCCUGUUGGGCUUCGUCUUCCUACUGCCCCUGUCCAUCCCGUGGGCGCGGAUCUCAGUGGGCUGGCUGGCCGUGGUGCACUACCUGGCCUGCGUGGUGCCCCAGCUGGGCAGUGUCCUCUAUCACCUGUUCAUGAACCACGAGGGGGGGCCGGCCGUCUACCACACCCUGCUGACCCUCGACAUGUGCGGGGUCUGCAUGGUCAACACGCUGGGUGCCCUUCCCAUCAUCUACUGCACUCUUGCCUGCUCCCCGCUUCCCCGCAGCGCUGCCCUGCUGGCCUACACGGCGCUGUCCAGCUACGCCAUCAUCUGCGCGGUGACGGCCCACUCCAACGUGCGGCGCCUGCGCUCCUUCGCCUGGCAGGCCCUCUUCCGCUUCUUCUUCUUCUACCUGCGCUGGGCGGGCCUGGGCACGGGCCACCCCUCCUCGCUGCGCUCGUACCUCAUCAUGGACGGCCUGGCCCUGCUGGGGGGCGUCAUCAACAUCUCCCGCGUGCCUGAGCGCUGGCAACCCGGCCGAUUCGACUACUGGUUCAACAGCCACCAGAUCAUGCACGUGCUGGUGGUGGUCAGCAUCCUCUACCUCCACUGGGGGGUGGUGGCCGACUUGCUGUGGGUCACCAGUUAUGCCUGCCCCCAGGACUGACCAGGCCCGCCAGCCAGCGGGGAAUGGUGUGGUUUUGUGGCUGCAUCCCUCCAGUUCACCACACAAUGGAUUCCUGUUGGCCAAGGGAUCUUCUGGAUCCACUCCCGUUUGCUGAGGUGUCUUCUGGAUCCACUCUCAUUUGCUGAGGGGUCUUAUGGGUGGCUGGUGAUAGAUUCUCAUUGGCCAAGGUGUCCUCUUGAUCCACUCCUGUUGACCAAUAAUGGAUUCCCAUUGAUCUAGGCAUCCUCUCGAGUCACUCCUGUCGGCCAACAAUGGAUUCCCAUUGGCCAAGGCAUCCUCUAAAUCCACUCCUGUUGGCCAACAAUGCAUUCCCAUUGGCCAAGGGGUCUUCUGGAUAGCCAAUGAUGGAUUUCUGGUGGUUUUGGGGACUUCUGGAUCAACGCCCAUUGGCUAAGGGUUUUUUUGGAUCACCAGAGCAGGGCUCCCACUGGUUGAGAGUCAUUGUGGAUCACCAGGGUUGGAUUUCCAUGGUCAAGAGCUCUUCUCUGUUGCCAACAAUGCACUUCCAUUGACUAGACUCCCUUUGGCUGAUGAGGGUGCUUCUGGGUCACUAGCCACAGACUCCCAUUAACAAAGCUCGAGCCAGAUGCCCACUUUGGUGGGUCAUUCUGGACCACCAGAGAUGGAUUUCUAUUGUUUGCGGUCCUUUGGAUCCUUCUGGAUCACCAGCAGUGCUCGCCCAUAGGGACUGGGGCAGGAUGGGGGGCUGCAAGGGGGCACUAUUUUGAGGAGCUGGGGGGUGGAGCAGCCCCUGUCCCCCUUUAGACCUUUUAUCCAGGUAUCUUACAGACUUUGAGACACCAUGCAAUACUUUCUACUUUUUAAAGGGCUGACGAGGUGCCUGGAUGCUGAGGUCUGCACUGACUAGGGGCUGGGGGGGAGGCAGCCCCAGAGAAGCUGUCUGUGUUGUGGGGGGGAUAAGAGGGAGGUAUCAGAGUCUUAGCUGACUCCCAACGCUAAUGAGCUGGCCUCAGGGGAGGGGAGGGGGAGGCAGUGGAAUCUAGGAGCUACAGCAGGACUCCUGGGUUAUCUCCUCAGCUGUUGCCAUCAUCCUUGGGCCAAGCAGCUUCAGCCGCUUGUGCCUCAAUUUCCUGUUGCUCCCUGCUCUGAGGGUGCAGUGGGGGUGUUUCCUGUUACUGAGCCCUGGUCUGCACACUCUCCCUCUGCAGAGGGAGGAACAGGUAUUCCCCUUUCUGCAGCAGUCACGGCUCCUGGUGCGGUAACAGCCAGCGGGGGACUGUGUCCCCAUCAGCCUGUUUUUAUAUUACAUGUCCCAUCUGCUGCUAACCCCAUGGUGCUCACCGGGAGUGCCAGGGCUCCCCUUCCACCCUCUGCUGGCAUUGGGGUGUACCUACUGUUCUCCUUCCCCUUACGUAACUUAGGGCCACUAAACAAAGAGGCAGCUCUGGAUCAUUGUUUUCCAAUCCCUGUUCACUGGGCCCUGGAUAGCUAAUCUGGAUCCUGAGCAGGGAGUUGUGUGUGUGAAUGGAGCUAAGCUGGAUUCAGAAGCCACAGAUGUGGAAGUAGCUAAACUGGUUCUCAAUCUGUAUUCCAGCUGGCCAAAUGCAUACAUAGCUAAACUCAUUCUCUGUCUGGAUUCCUGUCCAGAGGCUGGGUGUGAAUGUAGCUAAAAUUGUUCUUAAUCUGGAUUCCAAUUGCCCAAGUGUGAAUGAAACUACACUGGUUCUCAAUUUGGAUUCCAACUGACCACGUGUAGUGCAGCUAAACUCAUUCUCACUCCUGAUUCCAGUAUUGAGGCUGCAUAUGUGAAUAUAGCUAAAUGGUUUCUCAAUCAGGAUUCUAGGUGGGAGGCCAUGUGUCAAUAUAGCCAAAUUGAAUUUUUAAUCCAGUUUCUAAUCUGGUUUUGCCAGGAAACGUACAUGGGGCCAAGCUGGUUCUUAAGGUGGAGGUCAACGUCCAAAAGCAGUUCUUAAAUUCCAUCUUGUUCUCCAAUUGUUUCAUUCAGUGUAAAUGUUGCCCUCUCAACCUCAUUCCUGAUGGGCAGCCACACUGGUUGAGAAACCAAUUCAGUAUUAGAAACUUGCUUUGAAUUGCCAUGUAGACAAACCUUUAAGGAAGCAGUACAAAGGGUAGUAGAGGUAGAGUAGGACCAUGGGUGGACAAAAUGGGCAAUCAAGACAGCUGUGCUGUGUCAAGACAAGGAGUCAUGAGGCAUCAAAGGGUAACCAACCACACAGCAUGAUGUGGAUUACAGCAGAGAGAGAUGGGAGCUAGGACGCCUGGGUUCUGUCCUUGCUCUGGGAGGCGUGCAGGUUCUCAUGGUUAGUGUUGGGGGCCUAGGAGCUAGGACUUGUAGGUUCUGUCCCCAGCUCGAGGAAGGGGAUAGGGUCUAAUGGUUUGGGGACAGGAAAGAGAUCAGGCCUUCUGGGUUCUGUGUCCCUGUUGUCCCACCCUGUAAAUGAGGCCGAAAGGAAACCUAAGAAGUGGGUUGCAGGCUGUGAACUGUUCUCCCACAUUGAAGGGAUGGCUGUAUUUCUCUGGCCUCCCUCAAAGGGAUGCUGUUGGGUGGGUUCUGCUCCCCACCCCCCUCAUCAAAAUCCAGUCUUGUCUCCGUUAUCUCAGGACACAUGAACACAGCUAGUGUUCGGGGCUUCGUGCCGAAGCAACAUAUCUUUUUAAAUUAAAAAUGCAAAACUGAAAAGUAAGAGGCUAAAAUCCACAUUGUGCCAGGAUAGGGGGAGCAGGGGAUGGAGGUUCUUGCGGGCCACUGCCUCCCACCAGGGUCCUGUUGGACGGUAGCUCUAGGCUUCAAUAAAGCAGAGAUAGAG
Molecule: messenger RNA, 5001 nt
Organism: Gopherus evgoodei (Goodes thornscrub tortoise)
Lineage: Eukaryota; Metazoa; Chordata; Testudines; Testudinidae
Gene: PAQR4
Product: progestin and adipoQ receptor family member 4
Exons: 3
Coding region: 1034-2191 (385 amino acids)
Cellular component (GO): membrane
Molecular function (GO): signaling receptor activity
Source: RefSeq, a predicted model, not a curated record